AGCUUUUGAGCUCGGACUGCUCGGGGACGAAGGCCAGGCCGGGCCUCUUGGUCAUCAGCUUGGCGUAGACGGCCUCGUCGGGCUGGACGCGCACCACCAGCUCGUUGCGGGCGCAGCGGGCGUUGAAGAUGUCCCCGGGGACCUCGCGGAACUGCAGCCGCACCUCGGCCUUGCGCUCGUUCAGCGCCUUCCCGCAGCGCAGCACGAAGGGCACCCCUGCGUCACCAUCAUCAUCAUCGUCAUCAUCAUCACCGUCAUCGUCAUCAUCAUCAGCAUCAUCAUCAACACCAUCAACGUCAACACCAUCAACGUCAUCAUCAACACCAUCCAUCAUCCACCAUCAACAUCAUCACCAUCAACGCCAUCAUUAACACCAUCAUCAUCAUUGACACCAUCAACACCAUCAUCAUCGUCAUCAUCAUCAUCAUCAUCGCCAUCAUCAUCAUCAUCAACACCAUCAUCAGCAUCAUCAUCAUCGUUAGCACCAUCAUCAUCAUCAUCAGCAUCAUCAGCAUCGUCAUCAUCAUCAUCGUCAUCAUCAGCAGCAUCAUCGUCAUCAUUAGCACCAUCAUCAUCGUCAUCAUCGUCAUCAUCAUCAUCAGCAGCAGCAGCAUCAUCGUCAGCAUCAUCGUCAUCAUCAUCGUCAUCAACACCAUCAACGCCAUCAUCCAAUGUCACCAUCAUCAUCAUCAGCAGUAUCAUCACCAUCAUCAUCAACACCAUCAUUAACACCAUCAUCAUCAUCAUCUCAACAUCACCAUCAUCAUCAAAGUCACCAUUCAAUAUCAUCAACGUCAUCACCAUCAUCAUCAGCAUCACCAUCAUCGUCAUCAGCAUCCUCAUCAUCACCAUCAUCAUCACCAUCGUCCAACAUCACCAUCAUCAUCACCACCAUCAUCAUCAUCCUUCUCCUCAUCAUCAUCACCAUCAUCAUCCAACAUCAUCCAUCAACCUUCUCUUCAUCACCUUCAUCAUCAUCACCAGCAUCACCUCCUCAUCAUCACCUUCAUCAUCAUCACCAGCAUCACCACCAUCAUCAUCUCCACCAUCAACUUCAUCAUCAUCCUCAUCACCAGCACCAACCUCAUCUUCAUCUCCAUCACCACCAUCACCAACCUCAUCAUCACCAGCAUCACCGCCACCAUCACCAUCAUCUCCACCAUCAUCAACCUCACCAUCAUCCUCAUCACCAGCACCAACCUCAUCUUCAUCACCAUCACCACCACCAGCACCAACCUCAUCUUCAUCUCCAUCACCACCAUCACCAACCUCAUCAUCACCAGCAUCACCGCCACCAUCACCAUCAUCUCCACCAUCAUCAACCUCACCAUCAUCCUCAUCACCAGCACCAACCUCCAUCACCGCCACCAUCACCAUCAUCUCCACCAUCAUCAACCUCACCAUCAUCCUCAUCACCAGCACCAACCUCAUCUUCAUCACCAUCACCACCACCAGCACCAACCUCAUCUUCAUCUCCAUCACCACCAUCACCAACCUCAUCAUCACCAGCAUCACCGCCACCAUCACCAUCAUCUCCACCAUCAUCAACCUCACCAUCAUCCUCAUCACCAGCACCAACCUCAUCUUCAUCACCAUCACCACGCGGGCCCUCGGGGUUGCCCAC
Opisthocomus hoazin is the source of this 1624-nucleotide messenger RNA. NCBI's taxonomy places the organism in Eukaryota, Metazoa, Chordata, Aves, Opisthocomiformes, Opisthocomidae. The record is from RefSeq and is a predicted model, not a curated record.